AAUGUAGCAAACAGCGGAUAGGUACAUAACAUAGAACUACCAACCCUACGAGCUUCCGUUCACGUAGCCAUAAUUAAAUUGUAGGUUAAUAGCUCACAUAAAGUAGGAUAGAGACAGCUAUUAAAAACUGCCGCCUAGAUAAUACCUGUGCAGUACACCGGCUGAACUAGCCAGACGUGAUUAUAAACUGAAAGACGAUACCCAAUACCUAAACGCAACAUGAACGCAGAUAAAUAAAAUCCAUCUACAUUCUAGCAAAUAAAAUGCACUUAUAGUUUUCACUUACCAGGUCGUUGAUCGUAACAUUUCCGUCACAAAUUGAUUUUUGUAUGUGCAGUAGCACAAAAAUAGCUUCCCGGGUGUCGCUGCGUGCGCGCGCCAGUAGGAACACCACCGCCGCACGCCCAACCCGUUCCGCCCUACACCACAAAUACACCGCUUCUUACGAAGACCAUAUCACCUAGUAUUUCGUCCGAUGUGAUUAUAGUGCAGUACCCAAGUGAUUAUGAUAAUAAAAAUGAAAUGUCGGGAGCACGUGAAAUUUGAGUGGUACAAGUGAUUGGAUAAAGUCCAAGUGUAUUGUGUGUCGUUUAAACAAGGGCUCUUGCCCUUUGAGUUUGAUCAUAAGAGAAUGCGUUGUUUGUGGCAUCCAACAUGAAUAAUGGUUCGAGGAGAGCCCUAACCGGCUCUAUUCAUAAAAUCAGAGAGUUCGAAUUAGAAAAAGUGAGCCUCGUAGAAGAGUUUGACAUAUUACAGAUCGUUGGAGAAGGAUGGUUUGGAAAGAUUUUGUUGGUCGAGCACAGGGCUUCCGACACCGAGAUAGUGUUAAAAGCCUUACCGAAACCUUAUGUGUCAAUUAGAGACUUUUAUAGAGAAUUUCACUACAGUUUACAUUUAAGUGCGCACAGAAAUAUUGUGACUACAUUCGAUGUAGCGUUCGAGACAGCAGGAUUCUAUGUGUUCUGCCAAGAAUAUGCUCCACUAGGUGACUUAACGUCGAAUAUGCUUGACACCGGUAUCGGUGAAAUCCACACAAAAAGAGUAGCCAAGCAGUUGUCGGCUGCAUUAGAACACCUUCACCAAAGAGACUUAGUACAUCGAGAUGUGAAGCUCGAUAACAUCCUUAUUUUCAAGUCUGACUUCUCAAGAAUUAAAUUAUGUGAUUUUGGAGAAACUAGAAAAGUACAGUCUGUAGUUAGAAGACGGAACGAGUGGUUACCGUAUUCACCUCCUGAAGUUCUUAAAUUAUCCAUGGACAGUAGUUAUAAAGCUUUAAUUACCCAUGAUAUUUGGCAAUAUGGAAUUGUUAUUUUUAUCUGCCUUACUGGAUGUUUGCCUUGGCAGAAAGCUGCUUUCGAUGACCCCCGAUACACAAGCUACUUUAAUUGGUAUAGCAGCUCGAAUCCACUUAAAAGACAACCUAAAUUAUGGAAAAUGGUUUCUUCGAGAGCGCAGAAAAUGUUCAAAAAGUUCAUUGAACCAAGAGAAGAGAGACGGUCAGCGAACUUUUUGGAACUGCCACGUUUUUUGGACGACCGAUGGCUUGGUAAAGGAUAUACCGAUAGAGUCCCUGGCGAAGACAUCGACGAGCUUUGCCCAUCAAUGUACAGUUUCCAUAGCGAUCCAAAUGAAAAGAAUAUUCUCCUGAAACAUUUUAGAGACAAUGGUAUAGAAACUACAGUGGACCGGCAUGCAAAGAAACAAAGGAUUCGCGAUUGGAUACAAAACAGCGUUAUUGAAGAAGUUGACGAAGAAGAGGAGGAAGCAGCAUUUGAAGACAGUGAUGAAGAAUUGGAACACAGAACAAGAGAUCAUCCGAUCGAUGAAAGUCACAGAGUAACUCUACGCUAUGACACUGAGAAACACAUUAAUCCGAGAACGGGCGAAGUUAUUGAUGGUGUUAAGCAUACACAACCAGAAAGAAACCCAUUGUCCUAUGACGUACAAAACAUAGAACCCGUGGCUCCAGCAAAUGUUGUGAGAAGAUACGGAGUUAAGGAAGAAGGCUCAUCUCACAGCUCCACUAAGGACAGUGCAUACGGAUCCAUGGAAGUAAAAGUAAAUAAACCAGUUCGACUGUCUCAUAAAGCCGAAACCAAACCAGUCCCAUCAGUAGAAAGUGUGCAAAACAAUUCACCCAGUAGAUCAUUAAGUUCUGCAUCGAUUAGUCAAAAUAGAUCGCCACUGACAUCGCACGCUCAAAGAUUUCAAAGAAGUGAAGAGGUAUAUUCGAAGGAAUUAGAGAGUCUGAAAGGCAGUACUUCCACUCUCCACUCGUUACCAAACUCCUCUAGGUCCAACAGUCUGCAAGUGACUCAAAAUAAUUCCUUUGAUAGCCCUUCAGUUACAAGUACUCAGACUCCGCCAAAACCGGAGAGCGUAAGUCUGUCUAGACCUCACAAUCCUGUAGUAACGCAGAACGGAUUUAGUCCUGGAUCGAAAAAUGGGCAGUCGUCUAACCAGAGUAGCCAAGGAUAUGUUUCUUUAAAGCAUACAGUGUAUGAUAACAUAAAUACUAGAAGUGACAGUAGUGUCACAGGUGAGAACAAUCUUUCUCAAAGCAAAAACCAAACGCCGGAAAGCCCUUACACAUCGAUGUUAAAUAUUGUACAAGGCCAAAUGAAAAUAAAUCCUCACGCUACUGACACAAAUAGAAAUACUAUUAAUGUUUCAAUUUCACCAGUAAAUCGUAAAAAAUAAAAGAAUUGCUCAAAUAUUGUAAUGAAUUCUAUUUUGCUACAAAUUUCGAACAGGCUUAGUCUUGGACUAAGAUUUUUGUUCUAAGAGAGUAUGUUGCAUGCAGUCGGUAGAGCAAACAACAUUCUAAAAUCCCGGCUAUGCCAGCUUGUACCCAGUCAAGUCAUUUCUUAGCAUUUCCAUUUUAUCAUUAGAUUGCCUUUAAAACAAAUCUUGCAUGAAAAUAAAGGACUUACCUGUUUGCGAUGUUAAUUUCAUGUAUUAAAUCUCAAAAUACUCUCGAAUCUACAUGCACGUAAACAG
Molecule: messenger RNA, 3000 nt
Organism: Trichoplusia ni (cabbage looper)
Lineage: Eukaryota; Metazoa; Arthropoda; Insecta; Lepidoptera; Noctuidae
Product: serine/threonine-protein kinase SBK1
Exons: 8
Coding region: 655-2700 (681 amino acids)
Biological process (GO): peptidyl-serine phosphorylation; peptidyl-threonine phosphorylation
Molecular function (GO): protein serine/threonine kinase activity; ATP binding
Source: RefSeq, a predicted model, not a curated record